This is a messenger RNA of Corticium candelabrum, 471 nucleotides long. RefSeq names its product acyl-CoA-binding domain-containing protein 6-like. Gene Ontology annotation, biological process: protein localization to ciliary inversin compartment. The transcript is spliced from 6 exons. Gene Ontology annotation, cellular component: ciliary inversin compartment. Gene Ontology annotation, molecular function: protein binding. Bases 1 to 471 code for a protein of 156 amino acids. The record is from RefSeq and is a predicted model, not a curated record. NCBI's taxonomy places the organism in Eukaryota, Metazoa, Porifera, Homoscleromorpha, Homosclerophorida, Plakinidae.
AUGGAGUAUGGGAAGAGAACUUUUGAUUUGGCUGUGAUGAAUGGUCACUUGUCUACAGCUGGUCGGUUUGUGUUGGCAAGUGAAAGAAUGGAAGAUCUUACAUUUGAGACUCGUCCUCUCGUGUUCCAUUGGGCAUGUAAGAACAAGAGAGUUGAUGUUGCAAGAAAUAUUGUGGAACAUGACGGAACAGAAUGGAAAGACGACGAUGGACAAACUUUACUUCACUAUGCUGCUGAUCAUGGCAACUGUGAUCUGGUUGAUGUUCUCUUGAGCAAGAAGGCAGAUGCUGAUGCUUCAGACAAGUCUGGUCGCACUUUACUUCACUUUGCUGCUGAACUUGAUGAUCGUAGUGCAUUCAAGAAAGCGACUGUUUCCACUAAGAGCUUGGAAGAUCCGGGAUGUGCAAACCAAAGCGUCUACGAACGUCUUAUUUUGAAGUAUUGGGUUGUUUUGUUGACUCGCCGAGUCUGA